GCUAAAACGAGUUUUGUUUACACUACAGACGAGCCAGGGCUUUUACGAUAUUGCUACAAUAUUUUUACUAACUUUAAGUGUUGGCACAGUUUAGUAAACAUGUCCGAAAGCGAAGAAACUCAAGUGAAGGUAGAGUUCAAAAAGAAGGGCAAGAAACAACUGCGGCAAAGGAAACCAUCCAAUAGUGAAGACGAUGAGCAAGAACAAAACGCAGAAGCUGAGACACUAGCCAAACUAGAGGAAACCAAAGAACGACAAAAGCUGCGUAACAGGCGAAAUGGUGUUAACAUUCUCAGCUUGGCCGCUGGUAAAAAAAUAUCCAUCGAAGAAGAGGUUACAGUGAAAGAUCCGUUCAAUAUUAAAACUGGUGGUAUGGUAAAUAUGCAAGCGUUAAAGGCGGGCAAGCUGAAAGCCGCAGUCGAAGAUCCUUACGAUACAGGCAUAGGUACACAGUUUUCGGCAGAAACAAACAAACGCGACGAGGAUGAGGAAAUGAUGAAAUACAUUGAAGAGGAACUCGGCAAACGGAAGGGAAUUGCUCAAGAGCAGGACAACCAGGUGGAGGGUGAAUCUUCCACCAAGUAUCUCAGCCCGGAAGAGGCCGCCCUGCUUUCCCUGCCAGCCCAUCUCAGUCAAACAUCAUCACAGCGUUCGGAAGAAAUGUUGUCCAACCAAAUGUUGAGCGGCAUUCCGGAGAUAGAUCUUGGUAUUGAGGCGAAAAUUAAAAAUAUCGAAGCGACGGAAGACGCGAAGCUGAAGUACAUGCAAGAGCAGCAAAGGAAGAAAGAUCUCCCGUCCCACUUUGUCCCGUCGAAUAUGGCCGUUAAUUUCAUGCAGCAUAAUCGUUAUCGGAUCGAGAAUCCUGCCCCGACGAAGCGACGAUAUCAGGAGGAUCAGCAGCGCGAUCAACGUAGCGAUGAUCGUGUGCCGAAAAAAGCGACCGAUGAUUAUCAUUUUGAUAAAUUUAAAAAGCAAUAUCGACGCCAUUGAGUGAUAAUGCAGGAACUCGUUAUGUGUGUGUAUCUAAUAAAGAAAAACCUUUCAGUUUCAACGCUGGAUGUAAAGUUUAUAAUGAA
Anopheles funestus (African malaria mosquito) is the source of this 1076-nucleotide messenger RNA. Its product is annotated as telomere length and silencing protein 1 homolog. The transcript is spliced from 4 exons. The record is from RefSeq and is a predicted model, not a curated record. Gene Ontology annotation, biological process: mRNA splicing, via spliceosome. Gene Ontology annotation, cellular component: spliceosomal complex. Lineage: Eukaryota; Metazoa; Arthropoda; Insecta; Diptera; Culicidae. The coding region runs from base 100 to 990 and encodes 296 amino acids.